Poecilia reticulata (guppy) is the source of this 721-nucleotide messenger RNA. NCBI's taxonomy places the organism in Eukaryota, Metazoa, Chordata, Actinopteri, Cyprinodontiformes, Poeciliidae. The record is from RefSeq and is a predicted model, not a curated record.
UUUUAAACUUGGUUUCGUUCCUUUUCAGACUUUAUUGACAGACAAUGGCAGAUAAAACCUUUAAAAAAGAGUUCCUGGACGCACAUAAUGCCUACAGGGCUGAGCACGGUACUCCARAACUGACCUACAACAGUGAGCUGAACGCUGCAGCGCAGAAAUGGGCUGACCAUCUUCUGAAAAAAAAGACCUUGGUACACAGUGACACUACAGAUGGAGAAAACGUCUUCUAUUCAUACAAUUCACAGAGGGUUAGACCAGAAGGAAACAAAGCUGUAGAUUCUUGGUACAGUGAAAUCAAGGAUUAUAACUUCAGCAAACCUCAAUUCCAAAAAGGCACUGGACAUUUUACCCAGGUGGUGUGGAAAAGCACCACGGAGCUUGGUGUUGGCAUGGCCACUGAUGGUAACACUGUCUAUGUGGUUGGGCAAUACCGCCCAGCUGGGAACGUAACGAACCCUGGUUACUUUGAAAAAAACGUUCUACAAAAAAGCUAAAGAAUAAAAGCUGUGCAGCGAGCUGCCAGCAGAGGGCGGACUGCUGCAGGUCACACCUCCAGUGAGAGGAAGUCAGCUCAGGGGAAAAGAAACUGCAUACUUCUGGUGAUGGGAAGGGAAAAGUCUUUUUUUCUUUCUUUCUUUCUUUUUAAUGAUGUCAUAUAGAACAGCGUAAUUAGUGAUCUGAGAAAAAUUAAUAAAGUUUCAAAUAAUUUUUUUCCUGGAAA